AUGGAGCGGGUCUUGACAGGAGGUUCCAAUGGGGGUGCCGUCAAGCCUGUCGCCAUGAGCGGCAAGGUUGACGAGUUUGGGGCGCAUACCAAGACCGACCCCAAGGAGAUCGCUCUCGUGAAGAAGAUUGACUUCUACAUUCUUCCUAUUCUCUGGAUCAUGUACUUCCUCAACUUCCUCGACCGAAACGCAAUGAUCAACGGCAAGCUCAACUCCCUCUCCAAGGACCUCAAGCUCAAGGGAACCGAAUACAAUACCUGCGUUUCCAUCCUGUUUGUUGGUUACCUGUGCGGCCAGAUCCCCUCAAACAUGAUCCUCAACCGAGUGCGACCCUCUUGGUACAUGGCGGGCUUCAUGUUGAUUUGGUCAAUCAUCAGUCUGCUCACAUAUCUUGCACAUGACUACAAGACGAUGUUGGUGUGCCGAUUCUUCCUCGGAAUCACAGAGGCUCCAUUCUAUCCUGGUGCUCUCUACAUGCUUAGUAUGUUCUACACCCGUAAGGAGAUUGCCACGCGUAUGGCAAUCUUCUAUACUGGAAACAUGUUGGCCAGCGCCUUUUCUGGGUUGAUUGCGGCCGGUGUUUUUGCCGGGCUUGAUGGGAAGCACAACCUUGCAGGUUGGCAAUGGUAUGAUGAAUCCAGCUUUUUUCAUACAAGACCUAGACUCACAGUGGCUAGGCUUUUUAUUAUCCAGGGUGCUGUUUCCGUCGGCGUUGCCCUGGCGGCAUUUUACCUCCUCCCUGACGCUCCGCUUCAGACCCGCUGGCUCAGUCCUGAGCAACGACAAAUGGCGCACCAGCGCAUCUUUGACGAUACUACUGAUCGCCGUGAGGGCAACACCAGUGUUUGGAAGGGCCUGCGUGAGGCUUGCACCGACUGGAGAACAUGGCUCUUCUGUCUCAUGGAUAACUUGCAUCUCUCAGCAAAUGGUUUCAAGAACUUUUUGCCAAGUGUGGUCAAAACCCUAAAUUACAACACCACAAUCACUUUGGUCCUCACAUGCCCGCCGUAUAUCUUGGCCGGUAUCAUGAGCAUUGUUGUCUCCCACUCGUCUGGUCGCUUCAAUGAACGAACAUGGCACACCACAGUGAGCAAGCUUAUUGCCUGUGCUGGCUUCACUAUGGCCGUGGCCACUUUGAACACCACGGUCAGAUAUGUCGGCAUUAUGAUCUUCGUUGGAGCUACAUAUGGAGUCAACAAUAUCAUUCUCGGAUGGACUUCAGCCACCUUGGGCCAGACAGAUGAAAAAAAGGCCGUUGCGAUUGCUAUGGCCAACACCUUUGGCAACCUUGCUAGCGUUUAUACUCCUUACUUAUGGCCAGAUUCGGACGAGCCAAGAUACCUGACGGCAAUGCUUGCGAGCAUUGGAUUCUCUCUUGGCGUCGUUGUCUGUGCCUGGAUCAUGAGAAUUGCGCUGCAGAGGCAGAACAAGAAGACGAUAGCAUCCAACCCAGAUGCAAUGAACUUGUAUGUGUACUGA
This is a messenger RNA of Colletotrichum orchidophilum, 1479 nucleotides long. Its product is annotated as MFS transporter. Gene Ontology annotation, biological process: transmembrane transport. Gene Ontology annotation, molecular function: transmembrane transporter activity. Gene Ontology annotation, cellular component: membrane. The record is from RefSeq and is a predicted model, not a curated record. NCBI's taxonomy places the organism in Eukaryota, Fungi, Ascomycota, Sordariomycetes, Glomerellales, Glomerellaceae. The transcript is spliced from 7 exons. The coding region runs from base 1 to 1479 and encodes 492 amino acids.